UAGGUCAUUCCCCAACUUAUACUGGAACCUGGGGUUGUUCCUGCCCAGAUUCAAGACUCUACACUUGCCCUUGUUAUAUUUCAUUACAUUUUUCCCUGCCCAGCUCUCCAGCCUGUCCAGGUCUCUGGAUGGCAGCACAGCCUCCAGUGUCACCACUCCUCCCAGCUUGGUGUCAUCAGCAAACUUGCUGAUAGUGCACUUUAUUCCCUUGUCCAAAUCCUUGAUGAACAUAGUGAAUAAUACCAGCCCCAGCACUGCCCCCUGAGGCACUGCACUAGAUCCAGGCCUCCAACUGGACUCCACCCUAUUGACCACGACUUUCUGGCUUCUUCCCUUCAGCCAGUUCGCAGUCCAUGUCACUACCCGCUCAUCCAGGCCGCACUCCCUCAGUUUAGCUGUGAGGAUGCUGUGGGAGACUGUGUCAAAUGCCUUACUCAAGUCAAGGUAGAUCACGUCCACUGCCCCUUUACCUUCAAGCAGCCUUACCCAUGGGAUUUCCCCCAGCAAUUGCCUGAAAAGGCCAAAGUUUGCCUUGCUGAAAUCCAGGGUUGCAAUUCUGCUUGCUAUCCUGCUCCUGCCACAGGAGAUCCUGAACUCCACCAUCUCAUGGUCGCUGCAACCAAGGCAGCCCUCACCCUUUACCGCUUCAACCAGACCCUCCUUGUUAGCGAGGAUGAGGUCCAGCAGUGCACCUCUUCUAGUCAGCUCCUCCACCCUUUGCAUCACAAACUUAUCAUCAAGGCACUGGAGGAACCUCCUAGAUUGUGGCUGGCUGGCCAAGUAGUCCUGCCAACAAACAUCAGAGAAAUUAAAAUCCCCCACCACAACCAGGGCCUGUGAUUGUGAAGCUGCUCUCAGCUGUCUGUAGAGGUCUCAUCAACUUAAUGUGAUGUUUUGUCUCACUUUAUGUAAACUGUUACGUAGUGUCUUGGUAUUUCAUGCUGGAAGCAGGUGCAUUUUAGCAGUUAAUGAAUGUAAGUCUCUAAACAUGAGUGUGAUUUGGAAUAAAAAUCAGGUCAGAAAAGCAGUAUGUUAUUACCCUUAAGGCAUUUAUUCAUGCCUGAUGAGGGGCUGAUGCUCAGGUGUAUCAUGGAGUUCCAGCCUGAUGAGCCAGGACUAAGGGAGCGCUGAGCUGGGCCCUGUUAUCCCAUCCAUCCCGAGGCACAUUUGUAGCCAGUAUUUGUGGCGUCGAGUCCUUAUGAAGCGCUUUACGUUUUCAAAAUGCUGAACAAACAUUAACACACGGUUCUGGCUGAGGUUUGGUGAGUCAUGGUGUGUGCUGACUGAAACUCAUAUGGUAUCAAUAACAGCAAUAAUAACCAAGUAAGGAGUGACUGACUUUGAAAUUAUAGGGAAAUGCUGUACACUGAGGUCUGGAAGGAUGACGCUGUGUUUUUAUCACUUCUUGUACUUGGCAAAUUGCAAUUUCAGCCCAGUACUGCAUAAAACUGCGUUUAGCAGGACUGAAGAGACACAGAAGUCCUUGUAUCCCUUUCGUCUGGCAUCACUUCUUUCGUAUGUAGAUGAUGCUUCAUCUAUUUAGGUAAGCUAGUGCAACAGUGCAAUAACACAGCGGCCAGAAUUCUUUCACAGUGAGAUCUGACCUUGAGAAAGUAAAUUACCCUUCCCUUUGUUUUCUUCUACUUAGGUACCAACUCUCAAAGGCAUGAGCAGCAUCUUAAAACACAUCUGCUUUUCAUCACAGUGCUCCCUAACGCUGAAACACCUUUUAAUAUAAAAGUACCACUACUGAUAUUUGUUCUUUAGGCAAGAACAAGCCUUUUUUUCGGGGGGGGGGGAAGCCGCAGCGGUUAUAUUCGGUAUUAGUGUGGCAGUAGCGAUAUGAGGUGGCAGUUCUUCGGCUUGGCUGAUCCAGCUCAAAGCCUCAGCAGUAAUUUCCGUGAAGUGAUGGGCGCUGGUUAUUGCGGCUAAAGGAGAACUCUGGAAAAUGGUUCAGAGCCUUAAAACAGCGGCCUGGUCUCAAAGGUGAGAUCGUAGGGCACACAGACUUUUCCUAAAAUUGGAAAUUGUGGAGGUUAUAAUGAGAUUUGAGACACUUAAUGCUUACAAGUGUGCCAGAGAGAAAACAUUUGGAAUUAGUUUUAGCUGUAGCAUUUAGGAAAAAGAAGUUAUAUAAUCUGAAGAGAAACCAGAGUAUAAUGGCUGAAAGAUUCAGAAGUGAAUAUAAAACGUUUCUUAGUGAUUGGUUAAAAAGACAUGUAGGUAUGAUUGAUAUCUAAAAAGUGUAGCAGGAGCACUGAGUGUCUUGAAUUGAAGUUUUGGAGUUGUGUUGGUCUGCAGCUGUCACACAGGCUUACUCAGAAUAAAAAAGAAACACUAGCAGAGGUGGUAUCUCCAGCUACCUUUUGUAACCAGCCCUUCCAGCCGCUUGACUUUGCACUUCCUCUUGCUCACCAAGAGCCCGGGUCUGUAGCUCGUAUGGUUUGUAGUUUGUACAGUUUGCUCCCCGUGCACGAGCUCAGGACCGCACGGCGAGCGGCUGCUCCUGCGCCCGCUCCCACUGACCGCAGCUGCUGCCCAAGAUGCAAAGAGCAAGAGCGACAGAAAAAGCAAAACAAGUUUACAUCAGAUCUCCAAACUGUUUCCUCCCUCGAGCGUGGAGGCAAGGCACAUCAAGGCAGAGAUGGGGAGCGAAAGAGCCCUUGUGCUGGACAGGCUAGCGAGCAACGUGGCAAAGCGAAAAAGCUCAAUGCCUCAGAAAUUUAUUGGUGAGAAACGACACAGUUUUGAUGUUAAUUAUAACUCGAGCUUCGUGUAUGAAAAGGAAAGCGACAUAAUGCAAGGACGCAUGAUGGACCAGGCCAUAAACAACGCCAUCACCUACCUGGGGGCCGAAGCCUUGCGCCCGCUCAUGCAGACGCCACCAGCUCCCACCUCCGAAAUGGUCCCCGUCAUCAGCAGCCUGUACCCCAUUGCCCUGACCCGCGCCGACGUGCCCAACGGCACCUCGCAGGAGGUGGAAAAGAGCCACAGCCACCUCCGGGACAAAAGCUUGUCCUCCGAUAGGGGUCUUUCCCCAAACAACAGCGGCCAAGACUCCACAGACACUGACAGCAACCACGAGGAGCGGCCGAAUCCCACCUUCCAUCAGGGCCAGGUCAUCCCCGCUCCAUCCCGCAAUGGCCUCCAGUCCUUGAAGGAUUUCCCGAGGCCAUUCGACAUCAUCAAGCCACCCGCCAUCUGCCCGCGCGAUGCCUUCAAGGUCAUCAACAAGGAAGGGGAAGCCAUCGGGGUCUACCGGUGCGACCACUGCCGUGUCCUCUUUUUGGAUUACGUGAUGUUCACCAUCCACAUGGGCUGCCACGGCUUCCGCGACCCCUUCGAGUGCAACGUCUGCGGGUACCGGAGCCACGACCGAUACGAGUUUUCCUCGCACAUAGCACGGGGCGAGCACAGGGUCGUGCUCAAAUGAAGGGACUGGCUUUCCGAGCUCAAAGGCUUUGGGUUAGGUCGGAGGGCAGGCUUGUUUGGUUGUUUUUUUAAUUAGUAUAAAGAAAUUUCUUGAGUAUUUUUCUAUGCCAGUUUUUAAAUGAGUGUCACAGGGAGGUGAUACCUCGAAUUUUUUGGUUUUUAGAAAUAUUUCAGUGUUCUGUAGCAUGUGUGCCUGGCUGCCUUGGUGAGUGGUACUGUACAAAACACCAGGAGCAGAGACCCAUUUUUAUAUGAACUUUAUUUUUGUGAAAAUCAAGAGCCAUUUAAGAUUUUUUUUUUAAAUGCAUUUGUUUUCAUAAUGAUGCUUGAGCUCCAUGCAAAAGGUUUUGAUGCCCUGCUGCCCGUUUCUCUGCUUUUAGCCAAAUGUGUAGUCAGACGGAUACAGGAGGAGCUUUUUGUGGCUGUUUCGGUCCCAAUGAUCUUCACUUGGCUCAUCAGUGACACAAGGAAAACGUGUCUGGGAGGGAUUAUUAAUUCCUCUUUAAAGGUUUUCCCCUAAGUCUCAAAGAGCGUGUGGCCCCACCACACUUUCAUUUUUCUUACCCCUCUGUUCACUUUCUUUCAAGUCACUCCCACAUGCAUCUUACUCAGUAACAGCAAAAUAAGUAAUGAGACCUAUUUUGGGGCUGGGGGUUUUUUAACAGUACGUGCAUUUUUGGGAUACCCAGUGAGGUCAUUGCUUGGCUCAUCCAUGCAGUCUGGGGCAAAUUCUGAUUUUUUGCCUUGAUGGAAAGUCUUCCUUUUGUCAUGGAUGCCAAGGACGAGGAUGAAACUGUCCCGUGCUCCCGCUCAGCUCCAGCGGUAGAACUCGCAGCUGUGCCGUUUGGUCAGCGCUGGCACACGACGUCCCCGCACCGGAGUCACCGUGUCCCGGCAGCAGCCGCCACCGUGAGAACCCGCGUACACGAAUGUGUGGGAGCUCGACAGCUCAAUCACGCCGUCUGGUUUUACGUGGGGAUAUCCCUCGGAGUGAAAUGUGCUGUUUUGCAAAAUGAGUAUUUACCAUUACUUUGAAGCUGGUUUUUAAAAUAGCUCUUUUAAUCUAAUCAUUGCUCCGCAGCUGUAUUAUUAGUCACUGUGCUGAAGAUAUGAUUUUGAUAACGGUUUUGCUGAGUGAAUGUUUAUUUUUUGCAAAGUAUUUUUGUAUGAUGUAGAGUUAGGUGUGUUCUGAUGGACUCUUGUAUCCAUUGUACACUUUGAUAUCUACAUUGUGUUUGUACUUUUCAACGUUGCUGUGCCAGUAUCGGUGGUGACCCAGCUUUUCCCACGAGGGACGGCUGGAGUGCCGAGGGUCAAGAAAUACUGAAUUUAAUUCCUUCCUAUGACCUGGGAUCACUCUUUUUUGGCUGAAAUACUUUCUCCCUCCUUGAAUUUUAAGGUACAAAAUAGAAAAUGAUAUUAAUUUUUCCCAAUUAAGGGUACAUCUGAAGAGUGCUGGAGUAGCACUGUAGAAGUGCUAGAUCCUGCUUAUUGGUGGGGUAAGGAGAACUCUCUUGCUACCUUGUGUGAUGUUAAUAAAAUAGGUUUAGGGUCUUUUCCAAUAAAUUUUCCAGCGUAAGGCAUGUAACGUGGGCGGGCGGAUGUUGGUUCUUCCCCAAUGAACACCCAUUGGCACGAUGUGACAAACCCGACUGCCUUCAGGCAGCAGCCUGGGCUUGGAAAGGCUUCCACCGAUUAUUUUAGCCAAUUCCCCGCUUUUAUUGGCGUAAAUCACCCAAUAACUCCAUCUUUCUGCUGUGUUUUCGUGGGGGAGAAGCGCCUGAGUUCCACGCACACGGUGGCUGAUGAAAACACUCCUCGCCCUUCACCAGAAAUGAAUAAGGUUGCACGGAGUAAAACGUAACUUGUCGUUUGCACAGGAAGCUCCUCAGAUUGCCGAAUGUGUGUCACGCCGCGCCGCCGGUUUCUGUCUCGGGUACCGAAUCCUUGAAAACACUCUGCAGAUUACUGUCCCGCUCUUCGCUUACCGCCAGGCAGGGCUUCAGCCACCUCCCCUUGCUUCCCAGAUAAGGUGAGCAAUCGACCGCUGCGCCUCUGAGCAGGUUUUUGAAAGGAAGGAGGGAGGUUUUUCGCAGUAUUUGGCUGAAAUGGCUCCGUUUUCCCACCCUGCUUGGGCAGACUCAUGAUUUCCAGAUAGGCUGAACCAAAAGAAGUUCCCUGUGCUGUCUGGAGUUGACGAGCGGUAGCCUCGUUAUAGCUCUGCUGUCGAACAAUUGCGUGUUGUGGAAUUUCAACCCAGUCAUUUAUUAAAAAAAGAAAACUAUAUGUAUAUUUA
Molecule: messenger RNA, 5728 nt
Organism: Columba livia (rock pigeon)
Lineage: Eukaryota; Metazoa; Chordata; Aves; Columbiformes; Columbidae
Gene: IKZF3
Product: IKAROS family zinc finger 3
Exons: 3
Coding region: 2645-3433 (262 amino acids)
Biological process (GO): regulation of transcription by RNA polymerase II
Cellular component (GO): nucleus
Molecular function (GO): RNA polymerase II cis-regulatory region sequence-specific DNA binding; DNA-binding transcription activator activity, RNA polymerase II-specific
Source: RefSeq, a predicted model, not a curated record